Molecule: messenger RNA, 1373 nt
Organism: Sinocyclocheilus rhinocerous
Lineage: Eukaryota; Metazoa; Chordata; Actinopteri; Cypriniformes; Cyprinidae
Gene: yy1a
Product: YY1 transcription factor a
Exons: 5
Coding region: 232-1299 (355 amino acids)
Biological process (GO): regulation of transcription by RNA polymerase II
Cellular component (GO): chromatin; transcription regulator complex; PcG protein complex
Molecular function (GO): RNA polymerase II cis-regulatory region sequence-specific DNA binding; DNA-binding transcription factor activity, RNA polymerase II-specific
Source: RefSeq, a predicted model, not a curated record
AAAAACUCGUUGGUGGAUAAUUUACAAAAGUUUAAUGGUGAGAAUGAGGUCAAACGUAGACCAAGAUCUCGCGAGAUUUCGCAUGUCUGAUGCUCAGGCAGAGUCCGUGAACGGAGUCAGUCAAUGUGGGACGGAGUUUUGCCUGUUAGUUAGUGGAGUAGGAGGGAGAACGAGCCGUUGACUUGACACAGGGUUUGCUUGAAAUCAGUUCGGAGAGCAAGAAAGCCAAGAAUGGCGUCGGGUGAGACACUGUACAUUGAAACCGACGGCUCGGAGAUGCCGACAGAGAUCGUCGAGCUGCACGAAAUCGAAGUUGAGACCAUCGAGACGACAGUGGUCGGCGGAGACGACGACGAGCACCAGCCGAUGAUCGCGCUGCAGCCGCUGGUCACAGACGAUCCGAUCCACGUUAACCAUCAGGAGGUGAUUUUGGUCCAAACUCGCGAGGAGGUCGUGGGCUGCGAUGAUUCAGACCUCCACGCAGACGACAGCUUCGAGGACCAGAUCCUCAUUCCCGUCCCUGUUCCAGAGGAGGAAUAUAUCGAGCAGACUUUAGUGACCGUGUCUGGCAAGAACCCGUCGGGUAGGAUGAAGAAAGGGGGAGGUAGUGGGAAAAGAGUGGUCAAAAAGAGCUUCCUAAACUCUGCCGAGGCGAGCGGACGCAAAUGGGAGCAGAAGCAAGUGCAGAUCAAAACACUGGAGGGGGAGUUUUCCGUCACUAUGUGGGCAUCGGAUGACAAGAAAGAUGUUGAUCAUGAGACUGAGGUGGAGGAGCAGAUUAUUGGGGAAAACUCUCCUCCUGACUAUUCUGAGUAUAUGACAGGCAAGAAACUGCCCCCUGGAGGCAUACCUGGUAUUGACCUGUCGGACCCCAAACAGCUGGCGGAGUUUGCAAGAAUGAAGCCUAGAAAAAUAAAGGAAGACGACUCUCCAAGGACGAUAGCAUGUCCUCACAAAGGUUGCACAAAAAUGUUUCGGGACAACUCCGCUAUGAGAAAGCACUUGCACACCCAUGGGCCGCGGGUUCAUGUCUGUGCUGAAUGUGGGAAGGCGUUUGUGGAAAGUUCUAAGCUAAAACGGCAUCAGUUGGUUCAUACUGGUGAAAAACCUUUCCAGUGUACAUUUGAGGGAUGUGGAAAGCGCUUUUCAUUGGACUUUAACUUGCGCACACACGUGCGGAUUCACACUGGAGACAGACCUUACGUUUGCCCGUUCGAUGGCUGUAACAAGAAAUUCGCUCAGUCCACCAACCUGAAGUCUCACAUUUUGACACACGCGAAAGCUAAAAACAAUCAGUGAGAUCGCUCGCUGAGGAAAGUUCCCUUAAAGACUCUGUCUGACAGCUUCCUGCUCGAAAACCCACUUUGUAUGUC